Galeopterus variegatus (Sunda flying lemur) is the source of this 1197-nucleotide messenger RNA. It is a transcript of the gene MTRES1, whose product is annotated as chromosome unknown open reading frame, human C6orf203. The record is from RefSeq and is a predicted model, not a curated record. The transcript has 4 exons. Bases 372 to 1094 code for a protein of 240 amino acids. NCBI's taxonomy places the organism in Eukaryota, Metazoa, Chordata, Mammalia, Dermoptera, Cynocephalidae.
GGCAUUUGUCAAAACUGACUGAUACACUUAAGAGCUGAAGUGGAUGAAGUGAAUGUAGAAGAGAAGAGGACCAAAGACUGGACCUUGGGGCCUCCAACAUUAAGAUGUCAGGGAGAAGGAAAGGGAACAGCCAAAGAGUCGAGAAGAAGUAGAGGCCAGUGAGGUAGGAGGAAAACCAAGAACAAGGUGUUCUGGAAGCCAGGUGAAGAAGAGAGAAGUGAUCAGUUUUUUCAAGUUCUGUUGAGAAGUCGAAUAAGAUGAGGACUAACAAAUGACCUUUAGGGUUUAGAAAAUGAAGGAGGAAUUGAGAAUAUAGACAACCUUUUGAGGAGUUUCAUUUUGAGGAGCAAGGAAAAGAGGUUACAUACGCCAUGGCUAUGACUAGUGUCAGAUUGCUCACCACUGUUUUAAGAAAGCCAGAUUCCUGGAUUGGACUCUGGGGUGUGCUUCGAGGGACACCUUCACACAAACUCUGUGCUUCCUGGAAUCGAUACUUUUGUUUUUCCAGUACCAAGUUAAAUGCAUCACACUAUAAAACUCUUUUUCAUAAUAUUUUCAUGCUGAGACUUCCUAGGCUUUUAAUAUCUCCAAAAUAUAUUUUUCCAUUUUCCAUUAGACUCAAAAGUAAUAUAAGCUCUAAAAAUUACACUAAAAAGAUUCUGCAAAAAGUAGAAGACGAAGAGGAUUCUGAUGAAGAGGAUGAUCAUAACGAGAUAAGUGAGCAAGAAGAGGAGCCUGAGGAUGACCCCAAUGUGGUCAAAGACUAUAAAGAUCUGGAAAAAGUAGUGCAGUCUUUUCGGUACGAUGUUAUCCUGAAGACAGGCCUAGAUAUUGGGAGAAACAAAGUGGAAGAUGCAUUCUACAAAGGUGAACUCAGGCUGAAUGGGGAAAAAUUAUGGAAGAAAAGCAGAACGGUGAAAGUGGGAGAUAUAUUGGAUCUUCUCAUCGGAGAGGAUAAAGAAGCAGAAACAGAAACAGUGAUGCGGAUUCUCCUGAAAAAAGUGUUUGAAGAGAAGACUGAAAGCGAAAAAUACAGAGUGGUGUUACGUCGGUGGAAGAAGUUAAAGUUGCCUAAGAAGAGUAUGUCUAAAUAAAUGGAUUUCUUUUUAAUGAUAAAGCUGCUUUCUAGUGGUGAGGGAAGGGGCCAACUUAAAAGGAACUUUUUGUUAAAAUAAAGUUAUCUUACCAUUUGUGGAA